Molecule: messenger RNA, 435 nt
Organism: Triticum turgidum subsp. durum (durum wheat)
Lineage: Eukaryota; Viridiplantae; Streptophyta; Magnoliopsida; Poales; Poaceae
Source: the annotation of a GenBank genome assembly
AUGGCGUACGCUAAGCUCGCAGCCCUGGCCAUGCUUUUAGUCGUGCUGCAGGCAUCAACCGGCACCGUCGCCCGCUUGUCGCCGGCCGUCUCGACGUCGAAACUCUCCGGCAUGCCGGCGGUGAUGACAGUCAACGGGUUCGAGCCCGGCGAGGACGGCGGCGGGCCGGCGGAGUGCGAUGGCAAGUACCACAGCGACGACGACAUGCUGGUAGCGUUGUCGACGGGGUGGUACCAGGGCGGGGUCCGGUGCUUUAGGAUGAUCCGCAUCACGAGCGCGGGCACCGGGCGGAGCGUGGAGGCCAUGGUGGUGGACGAGUGCGACUCCCGGCGCGGCUGCAAGAACAGCAUCGUCGACACCUCCAAAGCAGUGUGGAAGGCGCUCGGGCUGGACACCAACGUCGGCGAGGAGACCGUCACAUGGUCCGACGCCUGA